Messenger RNA from Strongylus vulgaris, 306 nucleotides. The record is from the annotation of a GenBank genome assembly. NCBI's taxonomy places the organism in Eukaryota, Metazoa, Nematoda, Chromadorea, Rhabditida, Strongylidae.
AUGGAAGUUGGAGCUUUUCCUAAAACUUGGGGCAUCUUCAUGCAAGACCUCAUGAGAGGGAUGAUUAUGGACAUGCUGUGGCCUGAAAUUAAGAACGCUAUCGAAGAGCUGAGCUAUGGGAAGGGAGUCCGCAUAUCGCGUGCUUGCGGAGUUGACCCCAACGAAAUCAGCUUGGAUAUUGGUGAAGGCAGCUUUGCUUUGACUUCCCGAUUGGCACUACAGCAUCUUGAUAUGAACAAAUGUCUGAAGGACCUGAGAAGUUCGCUGCCCAAUACAUCUAAAAUAUUUCAGAAGAUAGAGCGAUAA